AUGCUGGCUGCGGUGGCGGUGGCGGUGGCGGCUGCGGCGGCCGCCCGCGCGCGAGUGGAGGGGCGGGGGCCCGGCGGGGCGGGGCGGCUGAGGCCGCCCCCGGACCCGCCUCCGCGAGGGGAGGGGGACUCCGGAGCGCUGGCUGAGGGCUGCCAGGAGGCCGGACAAGAGCUCCCGGCCAUGGGCGGUGGAACUCUCCCCCACCCUACCCCGACUCACACCCCACCCCCGACCCCCUUCUGGUGCAGGGUGUGUCCGAGCGCUCGCUCACUCAGGAUAGGCAAGCGGCGGCGGCUUCGAUGGGGGGCCCAGGAUUCCAAUGGGGAGCCGGCUGUCGGCACCACGGACAGCGCCGCAGCCUCUCAGGGAGCCUCGUCGCCCGCACCGCCGCCCGCCUCCCUGCCCACCCCGCCGCCCGUUUCCCUGCCCGCCUCCCUGCCCACCUCGCCGCCCGUCUCCGUGCCCGCCUCGCCGCCCGCCUCGCCUCGCGUCUCCCUGCCCACCCCGCCGCCCGUCUCCCUGCCCGCCUCGCCGCCCGCCUCCCUGCCCACCCCGCCGCCCGUCUCCCUGCCCACCUCGCCGCCCGCCUCCCUGCCCACCCCGCCGCCCGUCUCCGUGCCCGCCUCGCCGCCCGCCUCGCCUCGCGUCUCCCUGCCCGUCUCCCUGCCCACCCCGCUGCCCGUCUCCCUGCCCGCCUCGCCGCCCGCCUCCCUGCCCGCCCCGCCGCCCGCCUCCCUGCCCGCCCCGCCGCCCGCCUCCCUGCCCACCCCGCCGCCCGCCUCCCUGCCCACCCCGCCGCCCUCCUCCCUGCCCGUCUCCCUGCCCACCCCGCCGCCCGCCUCCCUGCCCGUCUCCCUGCCCACCCCGCCGCCCGUCUCCCUGCCCGCCUCCCUGCCCACCCCGCCGCCCGUCUCCCUGCCCGCCUCCCUGCCCACCCCGCCGCCCGUCUCCCUGCCCACCUCGCCGCCCACCUCCCUGCCCGUCUCCCUGCCCGCCUCGCCGCCCGUCUCCCUGACCACCCCGCCGCCCGUCUCCCUGCCCGCCUCGCCGCCCGCCUCCCUGCCCGUCUCCCUGCCCGCCUCGCCGCCCGUCUCCCUGACCACCCCGCCGCCCGUCUCCCUGCCCACCUCGCCGCCCGCCUCCCUGCCCGUCUCCCUGCCCGCCUCGCCGCCCGUCUCCCUGACCACCCCGCCGCCCGUCUCCCUGCCCGCCUCGCCGCCCGCCUCCCUGCCCGUCUCCCUGCCCGCCUCGCCGCCCGUCUCCCUGACCGCCCCGCCGCCCGUCUCCCUGCCCGCCCCGCCGCCCGUCUCCCCGCCCGCCUCCCUGCCCGUCUCCCUGCCCACCCUACGUGCUGGCACGCGGUGCUGA
Trichosurus vulpecula (common brushtail) is the source of this 1368-nucleotide messenger RNA. Its product is annotated as formin-2-like. The record is from RefSeq and is a predicted model, not a curated record. The transcript is spliced from 3 exons. Lineage: Eukaryota; Metazoa; Chordata; Mammalia; Diprotodontia; Phalangeridae. Bases 1 to 1368 code for a protein of 455 amino acids.